Messenger RNA from Austrofundulus limnaeus, 2145 nucleotides. It is a transcript of the gene alkal2a, whose product is annotated as ALK and LTK ligand 2a. The record is from RefSeq and is a predicted model, not a curated record. The transcript has 6 exons. Bases 506 to 1033 code for a protein of 175 amino acids. NCBI's taxonomy places the organism in Eukaryota, Metazoa, Chordata, Actinopteri, Cyprinodontiformes, Rivulidae. Gene Ontology annotation, biological process: positive regulation of ERK1 and ERK2 cascade; positive regulation of ERK5 cascade. Gene Ontology annotation, molecular function: receptor signaling protein tyrosine kinase activator activity; receptor tyrosine kinase binding.
CCUGUAACCGCGCAUCACGCGCAUAAAUGGAGUGACGGAGAGGAGGAGGAGGAGGAGAGACGCUCAGAAAACUUUGCGCAGCGCUCGGGUGAAGGUCGCUCCAAUAAUCGCGGACUUGUUCCUCCUCAGGUGGGUCCUAUAAUUAGUCCACGGAGGAAGGAGCUCUCAGGAGGGGAACGAGGCUGGAUUUAAAAAAAAAAAGUCAGCUUCACCUCAGGUUUAAGAGGAGGAGGAGGGGGGAGCCACUGAUCCAUCACUUCUGCGGGACGAGACUUGGAUCUUCUUUUAAUUGCCCGGGUCUGGAGGAUGAUCACAACUUAAACACCUCUUUGGGAAACUUUUUUUUAAAUAAAAAGGACAAAAGUGGGACCAGAUCAGAACACUUUAAGUAAAACUUCUUCACGUGCUGGUUUUGUCUGGACGCGCAGGAAAAAGUCACUAUUUCUGCAGAGUUUAAAAAAGGUUUCCGGGGAGAAGUGACUUCCUUUGUUUUUAUUUAUACUUUAUGAUUGUUUUCCUCCUCCCGCCCACCGGAGCCAUGAACGGACAGCGGCGGCCCGUCUUCACCGGGCUGCUCGUGCUGAUGUGCGCUCUGAGCGAGCACCGCGGCCAGAGCGCGCCCACCGCGGCGCCGGCGCGGCCGGCCGGCGGGGACGCGCUGCGCAGCCUGGCGAGGCGGAUGGUGGAGGUGGUGCGGCACGUGGACGGGGGCCGGGGACGCCACAGCGCGCGAACGGAAGCCCCGGUCGUAACGUCACGAGCCGGGAGCUGGUCGUCGUCGGUGGAGCUGAGGGACCUCCGCAGCAGAACAGAGCGAGGGGGUCCGGUUGUCGUUUCAUCUACAAGAGAUCCAAAAAAGAAGGAGAAAAUACUAAAAUAUUUCACAGGUCCGCUGGUCUUCAGCUCCAAGUGCAGGAUUAAGGCGUACAGACUUUACCACCACACCAGAGACUGCACAAUACCUGCAUACUUCAAGAGAUGUGCGCGACUCCUCACACGGCUAGCCGGCAGUCCGCAGUGCACAGAAGGGUAGCACACACACACAAGGUUGAAGCCAAACACAAGUACUCCAGAAGAAGAAGAAGAAGAAGUUGCUUUAAGUAAAAAGUGCCUUGGACAGUUAGAGUGGAGCCGACAUCAGACCAGCCUGAUUGAUACUGAGGACAGUUUAGUCCUCCACUCAGGCCUUCCUCUCUGCUGCCAAUCACUACUUCGGCUGGGCCUUGAAGGUCAGCCGUCACACCCCAUGGGAGGCAACAAACAUCCAGACCAGGACAAAGAUGGUGAAAGUCAAAAAUGGAGAAAGGAGAGGCAUCAAACGGCCUUAUUUCUCUGCUGGAAUUCAAAAAGAUGUUGSCAACCCUUAGAACGGCCUGCCUGUUAUGAUACAUUUGCCCCGUUUGAGUGUUUYGGGCCGACUCUGACCUUUCUGCUGCACUAAAGGUUCUCACAGACGAYGACACUGAGUCAUCCACUUGUUUUAAGAGUGAAAUUAUUAAAUGAACAUUUUUCUGCACCUUUGUGCAACACAAAACACAAGUGGUCCUUUGUUUUUUUCAGUCACAGCCAUCCUGUGGACGGACUAACCUCGAGUACAUGAUGRUAAAACCUACGAGCCGUUGAAGAGGCUCCAUCAAACACAGACCAUGAUCCAAUAAACCAGGAGUAUCAUGUACAUACUGUAAAUGCAAGCAUAGGAAGAAUCAGCCUGUGGCUAGUAUUCAUGUAUAUGAAAGUUCUAUAUAUAUAUAUAUAUUUAAAAAUGAACUAUAUUUAAAUAAAUUAUGAGAUUGGGACAAACAUGAGUUGUUUGUUGUUUUGUAUUCUGAUUCUGGACGUGAGGAAUGACCACAUGACUGAACAGAGCCCUGGGAAUGCAGAUGCUGUGAACUCCCCUCUGCUGCUUUCGACACGGCUGUUUUUAAUAAAAGGUCAAACUCAAAACGGUUCAAAAGUUCUUUUUUUUUUUUUUUUUUUUUUGCUUUGUUUGAUAUGGAUGAUGUUGCAAAAUCACAUUUUAUGUGAUACAUUUCCUGAUUUGGAAGUGAAUCGCCUUUUGUUGAAUUUGUCCCAUGACGAUUUCCAUUGUUUUAAAACACUUCUGCUUCUUUUUCUUUAAUCUGCUCCCUCUUCAGGAGUUCGCCA